AUGCCGGCAGUUCAAGGACAUACGGAUGGGCAACUUGACGAGGUCAAGAAUCUGCUGCAAAAGUACGUCGACUCGGGCGAGGAACUGGGUGCUUCCAUCACCGUCAACCUGAAUGGUGUGGACGUGGUGGACAUCUGGGGAGGAUACGCGGACCGAGACCACAAGCGCGCGUGGGAGAGGGAUACCAUCACCAACAUCUUCUCCACGACCAAGACGGUCGCGGCCUUCGCGGUGCUCCUGCUGGUCGACCGGGGUGUCCUCAGCGUAAAUGACAAAGUAUCUCGGUAUUGGCCCGAAUUCGCCGCCAACGGGAAGCAAGACAUUGAGAUCCGUCACAUCCUCUCGCACACGUCGGGCGUGGCGGGAUUCGACGCGCCCGUGACUGUCGAGGAUAUCUGCGACUCUCCCAAAGUUACAAAGUUGCUGGCCGCGCAGGCACCCUGGUGGGAGCCGGGUACGGGGUCGGGAUACCAUUCAUUCACGCAGGGGUACUUGAUCGCGGAGAUCGUCCGGCGCGUGACGGGCAAGUCGCUCAGGGAGUUCAUUGCAGAAGAGAUCGCCACGCCCCUCGACGCCGAUUUCCAGCUGGGAUGUUCCGACAAGGACGAGCCGCGCCGAUCCGACGUGAUUCCGCCUCCCCCGGCCGGUCCUCCUCCCCUGGAACCAGGCUCGAUUGGGUUCCGCGUCAUGACCAACCCGGCCAUGCGCGCCGAGUUCGCCAACAGCGAGCUGUUCCGGAAGGCAGAGAUUGGGGCGGGCAACGGACACAGCAACGCGCGGGGCGUCAACCGCAUCCUGUCCGUCAUCUCGAUGGAUGGCAAAGUCGGGGUCGGCGAAGGCGAACGGCGCUUCAUCUCCCCUCAGACCAUCGAUCUCAUCUUCCAGGAACAAUCCAACGGGUUAGAUCAUGUCUUGGCCUUUGGGGCCCCGAUCCGCUGGGGCAUUGGCUUCGCUCUCCCAGCGAAAAAUACAUGGAUUGACUGGCUGCCCGAGGGGAGGGUGUGUACUUGGGGCGGAUACGGCGGGUCUAUGGCGGUGGUGGACUUGGACCGCAAGCUGACCAUUUCGUACGUCAUGAACAAGAUGGACAACGUGGGCCUGGGCUCGGACAAGGCGAGGGCUUACAUUGGGGCGGUAUAUAAAGCCUUGGGAGUGUCUUGA
Molecule: messenger RNA, 1161 nt
Organism: Fonsecaea multimorphosa CBS 102226
Lineage: Eukaryota; Fungi; Ascomycota; Eurotiomycetes; Chaetothyriales; Herpotrichiellaceae
Exons: 1
Coding region: 1-1161 (386 amino acids)
Source: RefSeq, a predicted model, not a curated record